Aphidius gifuensis is the source of this 2641-nucleotide messenger RNA. RefSeq names its product C-terminal-binding protein (gene CtBP). Gene Ontology annotation, molecular function: oxidoreductase activity, acting on the CH-OH group of donors, NAD or NADP as acceptor; transcription corepressor activity; NAD binding. The coding region runs from base 1123 to 2529 and encodes 468 amino acids. The record is from RefSeq and is a predicted model, not a curated record. The transcript has 6 exons. Lineage: Eukaryota; Metazoa; Arthropoda; Insecta; Hymenoptera; Braconidae.
CAAUAGUAACUUUGCAAGUGUGGCAUCACAAUCGCGAAGCAUCAUUUAACAAUAUUUUCUUAGUAAAAAUAAAUAAAAAACAAUACUUGAUAUAAUAAUACCUAUAAUAAGUAAUUAAUGAUAAUUAAAUUUUUUUUGUUAAUUAAUAAUUAUUAUAAUUACAAAUAAAAUAAUUAGAUUUUUGUUGUAAAAUUUUUAAAAGUGCUUCGGGGGCCGUGGGGCGGGUGUACGACAGCCCAGGGCCCACUUGAAUUUAUAUUUUUAUAUAUUUUCUAUAUAUCAAGAAAAUACACCUGAAAUUUACUAUCAAAAAGUUCAAAGGAUUAUCAUUAUGUCAAGUUAGACAUUUAUAAAUAUUGUUUUUUUUUUUUUUUUUUUUUUUUUUGUUUGGAGUGUUGGUGGAAAAAGCGGAGUGAAAAAAGAAAAGUCUCGAGAGAUUUAUAAGUGGGGGAAUCAACAAAACAAGAAAAAAAAAAAAUUCAAGUUUAUGAGUGAUAUAUUAUUUUAUUUAUUUACUUUUUUUUUUUUCUAAUGUUUUUGUGUUAGUAACUCGUGAUAAUAACAAGAUACAUUUAAUAAUAGAAAAAAAAUAUUUAAAAAAUAGUGAUCAACAUUGUAAAAUAACAAUCAACAAUUGACAGGAUUGUUGGCGAUAAAAUAUUCGUGAUGUAUUGGAGAUACGACAAUUUACCCUCAAUAAUACAUGAAACAAGUGUGUUGACGAAAAGAUUUGUGUGACGAAACAUUAAACGAAAGUGCGUGAAAGGACAAUAACUCAAUUUUAACAUACAUAUGUAUGUAUAUGUAUGUAUGUAUAUGUACAUAUGUAUCGACAUAUUUGUACAUUAAUUUUAACAUAAAUAAAUAGUGGACUUGUUUUACAAAAAACAUAUUUUUUUUUUUUUUUUUUUUUUUUUUUUUUUAUUUUAUUUUUAGUUUAUUUAUUAUUUUUUUAUAAUUUAUAAUUUUUAUUUUUUUAUUUUUUAAAUAAUAGAUAAAGUGAGAGUGUGAGAUAACAUAAACAAAGGAAUAGAAAUAUAUUUAAAAAAAAAAUAGUUGAAUAGUUGAAAUAAUAACUCAAUAGUGAGAUAAAUAAUAAUAAAAUUGAGGGUUGUUUGACCGAUGGAUAAACGUAAGAUGCUAACUAAACGCCCACGUAUGGAUACAAUCAGGGGCCCAAUUGCAAAUGGGCCCAUUCAAAGCCGACCACUCGUUGCAUUACUCGAUGGACGUGAUUGCUCCAUUGAAAUGCCAAUUUUAAAAGAUGUUGCAACAGUUGCAUUUUGUGAUGCACAAUCUACAUCUGAAAUUCAUGAAAAGGUAUUGAACGAAGCAGUUGGAGCACUAAUGUGGCACACAAUUAUUCUAACAAAAGAAGAUCUCGAAAAAUUUAAAACAUUAAGAAUCAUUGUACGAAUUGGUUCAGGAGUUGAUAAUAUUGAUGUUAAAGCUGCUGGUGAACUUGGUAUUGCUGUGUGUAAUGUGCCUGGUUAUGGAGUUGAAGAAGUUGCUGAUACAACACUUUGUCUUAUUUUGAAUCUUUAUCGACGUACAUAUUGGCUUGCCAAUAUGGUAAGGGAUGGAAAAAAAUUUACUGGACCUGAACAGGUACGAGAAGCAGCACAAGGAUGUGCCAGAAUACGAGGUGAUACACUAGGUAUUGUAGGAUUAGGCAGGAUUGGUUCAGCAGUUGCACUCAGAGCAAAAGCAUUUGGUUUUAUUGUUAUGUUCUAUGAUCCUUAUUUACCUGAUGGAAUUGAAAAAUCAUUGGGUCUUACACGUGUUUAUACUCUUCAAGAUUUGCUUUAUCAAUCUGAUUGUGUAUCACUACAUUGCACAUUAAAUGAACAUAAUCAUCAUUUAAUCAAUGAAUUUACCAUUAAACAAAUGAGACCAGGUGCAUUUUUAGUAAAUACAGCACGUGGUGGUCUUGUUGAUGAUGAUGCACUUGCGUCUGCACUUAAACAAGGUAGAAUUAGAGCAGCAGCACUUGAUGUCCAUGAAAAUGAGCCAUACAAUGUAUUUCAAGGUCAAUCAAAUGCCCAAUGUCCGUUAAAAGAUGCACCAAAUCUAUUAUGUACACCACAUGCAGCUUUCUACAGUGAUGCAAGUUGUUCUGAAUUACGUGAAAUGGCAGCAAGUGAAAUACGAAGAGCAAUUGUUGGACGUAUUCCUGAUUGUUUAAGAAAUUGUGUUAACAAAGAAUACUUUCAUUCUUCAACCGGAAGUUAUCCAGAGGCAAUAAAUGGUGGUUAUUAUGCUGGAGCAUUACCAAUCCAACAAGCACACUCAACGACACCUCACGAUUCAACAGUUCCACCACCAGGUGGUCAUUCGUUGGUUGCCGGUAGUGGUGGUCCAAAUUCAUCAGCAAGUGGUGGUGGUGGACCAACUGGACCACCUGGACCAGUAGUUGGUGGAGGUGGUGGAGGCGGUGGUGGUGCAACAUCAGCUCCUCCAUCAGCCGGUUUGCCUGGUCUACCACAUAGGAAAUAUCGUAACGAUAAUAAAAAAAAAAACAUUUUUUAAUUAUUAUUUACAUCUACUUUUGAAAAUGUCAAGUGCAUUUAUAAUUUAGGAACAAAUCGAUCAAUGACAAAGAAGAAAAUAAAUUUAAACAAAAUGUAAAAGAAAAAAAAAA